CUGAUUUGGCGGGUAAUUAGUGCACUCUCCCGUGAUGCCACCCUGACAUGUCUCGGGAUUCUCCUCUUGUCUGCUUUGCUCCUUUGGGAGCCGUUUUGUUAGUUUAACCUUCGUUUUCUCUUGUUUAUUAGUUUAGUUUGGUUUGUUUAGUCUUCUUCCAUCGCUUUCCAAGGGAUUUGACGCGAUGACUUUCACGAGGGGCUUAACUUUGAUUAUUCUGUGAGCUUGUACGGAUCCGGAUUAGCUCGUCAACUAUAGGGGGUUCACGAAGCCUUUGAUUGUUCUGUUUAAUUCGUACGGAUCAGGAUUAACUAUUUGCUCGCCGCGGGUCGUUAUUGUUCAGCUUCGUUUUUUUUAAAAAUAAAUUAUGUUGUGCUGGCAUUUACGGUGGCGAAUUUGGGAUCAUUUCUUUUUUGAUAGCUGGGUUCUUUUCUGUUGCCAUGAGCAUAGGAAUUGUUGAGUACCUUUCCGUCAGUCUGUGACUGAGGUGUGAGCUGAGCUGUGCCUUUUUAGCUUAUGUACACGUUCCUGUCCGACAUCCUUUUCUCGAGCAAAACCGGACGCGUUUCUGUGCUGUUGAUUAGAGGGUUUCGUGAAGCAUUCAAAAGAACCUUUUGUGUCUGCACGAGCAUUACGUCGGACGGAAGGGCGUGAUAUCCUGUAGGAAAACCAAUUUCUAUCUGGCAAGUUUCUUACCGGAGAAAGUAUAGACAAACUUUUCUAUCUUAGCAGAAAGAAAAAAGAAGUAAACAAAAAAAAUUGGUUGUAAUCAUGGUUUAAUUUUCAGUUUCUGCCCGUGAUGGCCUGCUUUACUAGCUGGCAGCAGUGUCGGCUUCGAGUGUGCAUAUCCAACCACCCAUCCAUCCGUGUUGACUCAUCCACGUGGAAUUUACUGAAUAGUUUGGCAAUUGAGGAAUGCUGUUGUGGAAUCUUCCUGGCAUGGUGACUCUGCGGUAGAGGAUUUGACACAGACGGACUGAGACUCUGCUUUGCACCGACAGCUGCCUGCCAACCUCCUGCUUUCAAUUCUGCAUUUCUGCUGCCAUGUACCUAGAGCCGUAGAGCGCGCAUUGUUGGAACACAGUUUCAUUGUUAUUUUACUGAUUGAAGUUCAGCAGGAACGCUGUUUGAUGAGUCGUACUUUAAGGUCUGCACAUUUAUAUAUGUGGAAAUUCUUAGCACCUCACCCACAGAUGGUAGAUCUUGAAAACUGGUCCUUAUUUGUUGCUAUUCUGCCAAUCACUUUUAAUGCGUACGUGAUGCACCUUUAUAGCUGGAUUUCCUCACAGCGUGUGGCUGCUGUAGCAUACAGCCAUUAGCCCUAGAUUUGGAGCCAUGUUAUGGUGCUUCUUCAUAGCAUUUGUCGAUGUCAAUAAUUACGGUUUGCUCCUUGGAAAAAAUUGGCAUUGUGGAGAUAAGUCUUUGCUGAAUUGCCAUCAUGUGACUGUUACUGGGAGACAUAAGUACAAUGUUCCAUGUUUUUCUGCUAUGCCAAAAGUUUUUUUUUUCUCGGAAAACGCAGGAGAGCUGCGCAUCAUUAUAUUAAGAAGGAGGGGGUAGGAAACCCCAGGUGAUACAGUUUAGGGCCUGUACCAACCCAAACAAGGAAAAACCCCGAAAAACUAUUACAAAAACACUACAAAGCGGGGCCUGACCAACUAGGGCUAAAAACUAGAACUUAUGCCACAUGAGAUCCGAGGGCGAGGAGGUGUGACACUCCUCGAGCCCCGGCAAAAGACCACUGAUGCAGUUCUUCCCUGAUACCCAAAAUAACACAAGAGACACUAGGUGUAAUCCCGUCGAAGACACAGCGGUUGCGGUGCUUCCAGAUGGUCCAUGCUCCCAAAAUAAAUAUGGAGUCCAAUCCUUUUUUAACUAGACCAUCAACUUUAGUAUUGACAUCCAUCCACCACUCGAAGAAGGAUAGAUUGUUCUGUGGGGCCAAGGUUUGCAGGUUGAACAUUUGCAAUACUCCGAACCAAACCUGUCGGGAGAAAACACAUGCCACUAGCAGGUGGUCAGCAGUUUCUUCAACCUGAUCGCAAAGAGGACAGGCUGCCGGGUGGGGGAGGCCCUUUCUGGUUAUGCGAUCGGCUGUCCAAAUUCUGUUAAGAGCAGCCGUCCAUAGAAAGAAUUUGCACUUGCCUGGUGCCCAGCUCUUCCAAAUCUGUUUCCAAGGGCCAAAUCCAGUAGCUCCAAUGGAUAGAGCUUCAUAAGCUGAUUUAGUAGUGUACUGACCAGUAGCAGAAAAUUGCCACACGUGCACAUCGUCCACUUCUGUUUGCAAGGAAAAAUUAGAGAGGACCUCCCAUAACUCAAGGUAUUCAGCUAGGACUUCUAGUGUGAGUGCUCCUUUUAUGUCAGUGAUCCAUCUUGCAGCUGUUAAUGCGUCAAAAACCGAUCUUUUCCGAGCUCUCGGGGCUAUCGCAGCAAACAGGUGAGGCACCAGCUGGUCCAACCUUUGCCCAUGCAGCCAUCUAUCCGACCAAAAACAAGUAUUUUUCCCAUUACCUACCUCAGAAACAAUGGCCACCGAGAAGAAAGCCCUAACCUGCUUUGGAGCCUGGAUGGGGGAGAAAUUCCAAACCUUAUUGGGUUCCGUUUUUUGCAACCAAAGCCAGCGCAAAUUGAGAGCCCAACUGAGUUGCUGCAGAUUUGAAAUGCCAAGGCCACCGAGUUCAAUAGACCUUGUCACUUUGGGCCAAGCAAUGAGACAGUGCCCUCCUCUAACAUCUUUUCGACCCUUCCACAGAAACCCUCUUCUACACUUAUCAAUUGCCUUCAAAGCCCAUGGAGGAAGGUUUAAAGCCAUAAGCAAAUAGAUUGUCAUGGAGGUUCUUGCAUUUGGAUCGGUUCCACUUAAGACUUAUCUUCCUGAUGGGGAUAUCGAUCUUACUGUCCUUGGAAAUACAUCUUAUGAUAGUACUUUGGUUAAUGAUGUUUCCUGCAUCCUUGAGUCUGAGGAGCAGAACAGUGAUGCUGAAUUUGUAGUGAAGGACUUGGAACAAAUCAAUGCUGAGGUCAGGCUUGUUAAAUGCACUAUUGGAAAUAUUAUAGUUGAUAUCUCAUUCAAUCAAACUGGCGGGAUCUGCGCACUCUGCUUCCUUGAGCUGGUUGAUCGUAAAGUUGGUAAGAACCAUCUAGUUAAAAGGAGCAUCAUAUUGAUCAAGGCAUGGUGCUAUUAUGAAAGUCGCCUACUAGGAGCUCAACAUGGACUAAUAUCCACAUAUGCGCUGGAAGUACUUAUCCUUUACAUAUUCAAUCUAUUUCACAAAUCUCUCCACAGCCCUCUGGAGGUUCUUUAUAGGUUUCUGGAAUAUUUUAGCAAGUUUGACUGGGACAACUAUUGCAUAAGUUUAAAUGGCCCUGUUGCUUUGUCAUCUUUGCCAAACUUAAUUGUUGAAGCUACAGUUACACGUAUUGAUGACUUACUGUUUGACAAAGAGUUCCUUAAGAGCUCAGUGGAUAAAGCAACUGUACCUCCAAGAAGUUCUGAUGCAUGCUAUACGAGAUUUCGUCCGAAACAUCUAAACAUAAUUGAUCCACUGAAGGAGUGCAACAAUCUUGGCAGAAGUGUGAACAGAGCUAGCUUUCAUCGUAUUCGAACAGCUUUCUUAUAUGGUGCUCGAAAGCUUGGCCAUAUCCUCAUGUUACCACCAGAAGUUAUUCCUGAUGAAGUUUACGGUUUUUUCAAAACCACUUUGGGAAGGAAUGGAAGUGGGGUAAGACCAGAUACUGGCAGCAAUGGUGCAUUUCAUGCUUCCUUUGGUACUGGUGAGGCUCUUUUGGAAGAUAUAUAUAGUAUGAAUAUCUCUUAUGAUGAACAGCAUGAGAACACAAUUUCUUAUCAUCUUUCAAAGAGCUUGGGUGAUAAGAACUUACAUUUUGGAAAGAAUGGACCUACACAUUUAAAUAGUUCUUUUCCAAGGGUCCACAACACUGCAUUAAGUACUGGUUUAAGUACGAGGUCAUCCAAUUCUGUCUGUCAUGCACCCGAACAAAAUUCAUCAUUUUACCAAAGUAACGGUCACGCUGGCAGUAGAAAUUGUUACUCCAACCAUGAAGUGGAGCAGGUAUGUCACUAUACUGCCAAAGCCUUCCACAUGGAUGAUAGGCCAUCAAUACAGUCACAAGUUCCUGUGGAAAAACAAGAUCUUCGUCCUCCACCAUUGAGCUUGCCUGAUCUAUCAGGGGAUUUGGAUUCACAAUUUAGAUGCCUGCGCCAAGUUCAGUACCACCUCGAAUACUUGUUUGAUGGGUUUUUGCAGUCUGUUCACGAAGCAUCUUCUGCUGAUAUGUUUCGCAAUCACAUUCCUGCCCAUAGUGUCUUGUUCAACAGCGAUGCAGGAAUGCCAAGGCUACUAUUGCCUUCAUCUGCUAAAAGCAAUGGAGGGAAUACAUCUCCUGUUUUUUGUUCUCGGAGCACGGAAUAUGUUUCACAGCAUUUACAGAAUGAGAACCCGUUGGACAGGACUUGGCAGAAGAACGUUUCAUUGCCCUCUGGAACAAAUUUUUCAUCCAACGGACUCUCACCAUCUUCUUCUAAUGCUGAUUCAGAGGUUUCUUCUGUUUCAUGGUGUUGUAGCUCUGAGGAUAGUGCUGAGAUGCAUGGAAGCGGAACCGACAUGCACUUUUCAAUAAAGAGAUAUGAUAUUCACAAAGAGCGAUUGGUGCCUUCAACAGAGAAUGGGAAAACACUGUCAAAUCAACCAUUGAGGUUUGAAAGCAACCACAGCUCAGGCACAGGAGCAAGAUUUGUGUCUCCCAGGGAGCAAGUUGCACAAGAUGCUAGAACCAAGGAACUACCAAUAGGUCAAGCAUUGAAGAUACAAGGAUACGUUCGAUCAGAUAGGAAAAUUGUCGAAAAGCUCAAUUUUCAUACUCAAAAGAAAUUUGUUCGACACGAAGAUGAAGCAAGGCAUGUACCAAAGUACUGCCAGGAUUUAUGCUCGAACAAGAACUUUUUGCAAAAGCAAUAUGAUACUGACAUGGAGUCUACACCAGCUCCCAGUGCAAUGAAUCAGAUGCCAAAACAUCAAUCAUUUAACAUUCCAAAUACUACAAAGUGUGCUGGAGCUAGCCUAUGCAAGAACUUGCCCAUAAAGCAGAGAUUUGGCACUAGCAAAGAGCAUGAGAUAUUUGAUUGGCCGACAAAGCAAAGACCGAUUUGCGAGCCAUUGAAUCUGGAAAACAGACGAAGUGGCUGGGAUUGCUCAAAGAAGAUAUCAGCUGGAAAACAAAAUUGUUAUAACCACAAGGAGCACCUGCCUUUUGUAGGAGGCACAGGGGACAUGCCAUGUAGCAAUGCAGUAAACUCUCCAAAUGGUUUAGAAAGGGAGAUUAAUUCAAACAAUCUCGUUGAAAAUGGAAGUCGCCUAAGGCCACUGCUGCCAGAGGUGUUACUUUCUUGUCAUAACAUCAAUAGCCAAGAGAUGCCUCCAGUAUCUAAUACUUCUCAAUCAUACUUCCCUGUUGCAAAUGGUCAACCAUUGGAGACUAUUGAGUUUGGAUCUUUGGGCCCUUUUGCAUUGAAAUCAAACAGAACUACUAACACACAAACUGCCAUUACAGAUGCCCCUCCAUUGGUGUUACAGAGGUAUAGAGCUGCCACAACCGAAAACAGGCCCCCAGGAUCUUGCAAAGUGGGUGAUGAAGAUGAAUUCCCACCUCUUAGUGCUGGGAUCCGAAUUUUCAUGGGAGCAUAGAUACGAGGAUUGCGAGUGGCAUAGUAUACUCUACCUUGUCAAAUUUACUUUCAUGUCAGUAGUUACACCGAAGAACGUUUAUACAGUUAUGUUCAGCACAGCUUAGCAGGAUAAAAAAAAUCAGGUAAAGUACUUGGGAGUU
Messenger RNA from Panicum virgatum (switchgrass), 5847 nucleotides. RefSeq lists its product as uncharacterized. NCBI's taxonomy places the organism in Eukaryota, Viridiplantae, Streptophyta, Magnoliopsida, Poales, Poaceae. The coding region runs from base 2829 to 5705 and encodes 958 amino acids. The transcript has 10 exons. The record is from RefSeq and is a predicted model, not a curated record.